Molecule: messenger RNA, 885 nt
Organism: Paramecium tetraurelia
Lineage: Eukaryota; Ciliophora; Oligohymenophorea; Peniculida; Parameciidae
Exons: 1
Source: RefSeq, a predicted model, not a curated record
AUGAUACUCCAAAGCAGAAGCAUAUACUAGUACCAACAGCAUUUAUAAUAGACUCUCUCAAAAUGUCUUAGUGGAGAAUUUAGUAAUGUAAACGCUCAAGAGGCUCUUAAGAAAAUCAUCUUAAGAAUGCAGCAUCCUCAAAAAAACAUAACUGCUCUUAAGUCCUACUACCUAGUUCACUUACUAAGGCCUUAUUUGGCUCCCUAUGUAACUGAUAAAACAAUUGAAUUAUCUUAAAAGAGUACAGCUGAUGCUGUGCUUUAAAGUGUAGCAUUUCUCUAUUGUAGUUACCUUAGAAGUUUCUCAAACAAUUAUGAAUAGAUCAAUAUACUUUAUAAAAUGCACAGAUCGCUUGAAGUUCUCAUUCUUAAGUUGGAUGUGCCCAUAAUUAAAUGCAUUGCAAUUAAAUUAAUCGUAGACGUGAUACUCCUAUACGAAUCUCUCAAUAAACAAGAUGAUUAAGUUAAAAGGAUUAGAGCAAUUAAAUAAGUUAAAAGAUUUUUAGAGAUUAAAAAAAUUAUCUAACUUCCUGAAGAAUUACUGUAAAAAAUAAAUACUCUCAAUUUUUAUGAAAUCGAAUAGAAAAUUACAUUUCAAAUGCAACCCAUUGUUAAUAACUAUGUUGAAAAUAAGCCUCUUGCUCCAUAAAAAGAAUUAUUAAAACUAGAUGUGCAAUGCCUUAAUCAAAGAAAACUCAGUACGUCUGCAAAUGACUGGGAAGAUCAUUCAGAUUCUAAAUAUCAAUAAAUACAAAUUCACAAAAGCCUCUAACCAAGUCCGAAUCGCAGAAAAAUGACCUCAUUAACUCCCAAUAGAGCAGUUUCAAUACGAGACAAUUUCUUUGUCCCAACACAAGGACCUCUUUCCUUUAUUAUGAUGUCAUGA